This is a messenger RNA of Penicillium antarcticum, 1083 nucleotides long. RefSeq names its product Clr5 domain-containing protein. NCBI's taxonomy places the organism in Eukaryota, Fungi, Ascomycota, Eurotiomycetes, Eurotiales, Aspergillaceae. The coding region runs from base 1 to 1083 and encodes 360 amino acids. The transcript has 2 exons. The record is from RefSeq and is a predicted model, not a curated record.
AUGAAAACUUCGAUUUCGUCGGAUGUAUGGGAGAAGAAGAAAGCGUUGAUUGCAAAGUUGUACAUGGAAGAGGAAUGGCCAUUGAAGCAGGUCAUCAAGCAGAUCCGGUCCGAUGAUUUCAAUCCAAGUGAAACCCAACUACGAAGCAGACUGAAGAAGUGGCGAGUCACCAAGCCGUCUCGUCAAACUCGCAAGAAGGCCCAGUCCAGCUCAAGCGCCGAGCCAGACUCAGACAGAGACGUGACCCGGCAACCUUCAAUUCAACGCCCACUACCCAGAGAUCCCCCAAGAACUCGCCAUGACUGGCCUGGUGCUCAGUCUAUUUACGCCCCCGUCUCAGAGGACCACCCUCAGGCCAAAUGGAACUCGCCUCUCGUCCAGCAACUCACGCCUAGUCCAUCGGGCGAGCAUACCCUUGUGUCGGACCGCUCGGCAGUCCACUCCAAUUCCUACCCAGAUCUCAGCCCAACCGCGACAUCCUUUGACCACGCCCACGCCUCUCCCGUCGGCGAGGCCCUGAUGGUGAACACCACUUCCGCCAUGGCCCCGUCUUACCCUGCAAGCUCCGCUUACCCUCUGUCUCCGGAAUCGUGUCUGCCCAGCCCUGGUGGCACUGCAAACACUACUCCCGGGAUUGCCUGGCCUCCUCGCUCUGUCUCUGCUGACUACGGCCUCAAUUCUGCCCAGUGGUUCCAACUGCCUUUUGAGGCUAUCACUCCUCCCAACGGCGUCGCUCAGACAGCUGCCCCUAUUCCUCCUUCAUUAACUGGCUACCUCCCGCCUGCCUCAGGUCACGUCUACCACCAGUACCCUCACUACCAGAGCGAGGCACAUGACUAUCACCAUGGCUAUGGCGACAAGAACUGGAAGCGUGCCAUGUCGUUGCAAUAUGACAUGGGUGGGCAAUCUGCUGGACGGGAGCAUGCCGACAGGAAGCAGAUGCAUGGCCAGUCCCAUGGUCAGCCUCAGACAGUGAUGUCUCCUUCUCAUACGCAGUCUGGUCCGCAGUCGGUGAUGUGCGCUCCCAUCAUGCCUUAUAUGGGUCAAGAUCACUACCAGAAGCCCCCUGGCAUCGGCUAUUAG